Tripterygium wilfordii is the source of this 1863-nucleotide messenger RNA. Its product is annotated as hemoglobin-2-like. The record is from RefSeq and is a predicted model, not a curated record. The transcript is spliced from 7 exons. The coding region runs from base 176 to 1744 and encodes 522 amino acids. Gene Ontology annotation, molecular function: oxygen binding; heme binding. NCBI's taxonomy places the organism in Eukaryota, Viridiplantae, Streptophyta, Magnoliopsida, Celastrales, Celastraceae. Gene Ontology annotation, biological process: chloroplast fission.
ACUGAGAGUUUGUAGUAUUCGCUAGGACCAGAGUCCUCUGUUCAGCAACAAACACCCCAUAUCCCCAAAUCAAAUAGAAUCCACAUACAGCUUUCACAUUGUUGAUUAAGUAUAAACAAAUAGAACUUUUGAAAACCCAAGUGAAGAAGAAGAAGAAGAAGAAGCGGCGAGAGGAAUGGAAGAAGAGAGAAUUGGGGUAGUGCUGGCAAAGGCUGUAGAGCUCAGAUUGAAGAUCAGCAAUUGCAUCCCCAAAGCCAUCACUCCAUCUAAACAGAAAACCCAACAAGGAGAAGAUGCGGGAGAAGAAGAGGAGGAGAGCAUUUACGUAAAUGGAGACCAAAACCCCUUUCAAAACAGCCCUGAAACAGAAGAAGACGACGAAGAAGCAGAGAGGCUCUUGGAUAUUCGAGACGCUCUUGAGUCCCUCGAGAACCAGCUCUCCCGUUUGCAGGCUUUGCAACAUCAACAGCAUUAUGAAAGCGAAGUUGCCCUUUCCGAGAUCGAGAAUAGCCGCGGGAUGUUAUUGGAUAAGCUCAAGGAAUACAAAGGGGAAGGCUUGGAAGUGCUACGGGAGGCUUCAGAAUUUGCUGGUGAAACAGUGAAGUAUGACAAUGAUCUAUUGCUUCCUCCCUACCCAAUUCGCGCUCCACAUUCCCUGAUCACGGACAAGGGCUAUCUAUCUCACUUUACUUCUGCACAGAAGUCUGUCCGUAAUGGGAUAAUCACCCAUGACCCGUUAAAUGAAGUAAAGGAGAAUGGAAAGGAGUCAGUACUGAAGAGAAGAGAGCAGUCAGGUAAAGGCUUGGUGCAUUUGAUCAGUGCAGCUGCCAAGACCAUACUUACUCUUGUUGGUGUGGCAUCUGUGCUGAGCUUGUCUGGUUUUGGGCCUAAUUUUUGGAGAAGAGGCAUCCCGUUUAAGGUUUCGGGCAUGUUUCAGCACCCAGGAACUGAAGAGAACAGAGAAAUCAUCCAAUGUCCACCAGGGAAAGUCUUGUUGAUGGAAGAUGGGGAAGCUAGAUGUGUUGUACGUGAAAGGAUUGCAGUUCCUUUGGAGUCAAUGGUGGGGAAGCCAGAUGUAAAUUAUGGGUGCGCUACUGGAAUCAAGAACAUGCAGGAAGCAAGGAAUGUUUCUGACAUUUAUGUAGCAGAACAGUCAUGGCCAAGGCUUUUGCAACUGAAAUCCAUGAAUCUGUCAUGGAUCAAGAGAGAUGGAUCAAUAUUGGGACUUGAACACAGAAACCCAAAAUAUAUCAGAAGUGCAGAGAGAAGACGACGACUAGAAGUGAGUGCAUUUACUGAAGAGCAGGAAGCUCUAGUAGUCAAAUCAUGGAAGUCAAUGAAGAAAAAUGCAGGGGAAUUGGGUCUUAAGUUCUUCUUGAGAAUAUUUGAAAUUGCUCCAUCAGCAAAGAAGCUUUUCACAUUCUUGAAGGAUUCAGAUGUUCCUCUGGAGCAUAAUCCAAAGCUCAAACCCCAUGCCAUCACUGUCUUUGUUAUGACAUGUGAAGCAGCUGUGCAUCUUAGGAAGGCUGGGAAAGUCACUGUAAAGGAAUCAAAUUUGAAAGACUUGGGUGCCACUCACUUUAAGUAUGGUGUUGUUGAUGAACAUUAUGAGGUGACAAAGUAUGCAUUGUUGGAGACAAUAAAGGAGGCAAUACCAGAGAUGUGGUCAGCAGAGAUGAAGAAUGCAUGGGCUGAAGCUUAUGAUCAGUUGGUUGCUGCUAUCAAAUCUGAAAUGAAGCCUUGAACAAAACUUUUCAAGGAUUCAGUAAAGUUUUUCCUCAUAUUAUAUUCAAAUCCUGUUGAAGAAACUCUUGUUUAAUAGUUUUUCUGAAACUCGAGAUAAAUAAACCAACUUUGAUCAUC